Messenger RNA from Hibiscus syriacus, 1204 nucleotides. Its product is annotated as LOB domain-containing protein 40-like. Gene Ontology annotation, biological process: regulation of gene expression. The record is from RefSeq and is a predicted model, not a curated record. The transcript has 2 exons. NCBI's taxonomy places the organism in Eukaryota, Viridiplantae, Streptophyta, Magnoliopsida, Malvales, Malvaceae. Bases 156 to 1037 code for a protein of 293 amino acids.
CUUUCGUUCAAUCUUCCAAAUUUCCUUCUCUCUUUUCCAAUUCACCUGCUUUCAAUCUGUUUUCUCGUAAACAAAUCCAGACAUCAAUUACUCUGAUUUGAUAUUAGUCUCAAAUCUUUUCUCCUGCAUUCUGCGUUUUUCGAACCAUUUUCAAAAUGCGAUUGAGUUGCAAUGGAUGUCGGGUCCUGCGCAAAGGCUGCAGCGAUAAUUGUAGCAUUAGGCCUUGUUUGCAAUGGAUCAAAAGCCCUGAUUCCCAAGCAAACGCCACCUUCUUUCUCGCCAAAUUCUACGGCCGUGCUGGCCUCUUGAAUCUCAUCAACGCCGGCCCCGAACACCUCCGUCCUGGGAUUUUUAGGUCGUUAUUAUACGAGGCUUGUGGUCGGAUUGUGAAUCCCAUUUAUGGUUCGGUGGGAUUAACGUGGUCCGGAAGUUGGCAGCUUUGUGAAGCCGCUGUGGAAGCCGUGCUAAAAGGUGCUCCGAUCACGCCUAUCGCCACGGAAGAUGCGGCGGAUGGUCGAGGGCCGCCUCUAAAAGCAUUUGACAUUCGUCAUAUUUCCAAAGAAGAGAACUCUGACGAUGUUGAUCGAGUAAAGAACCGGUGCCGAGUAAAGAGAACUGUGAAGCGGAAGGGGAAUAAUAAGAAGGUGGUAGAGGAGGAGAGCCGAAACGCGGAAGCCAAAACCGAGCCGCGUUAUUUUAGUGACGAGGGGAACCGAUCGACGAGUCACGAGUCUUCGCUGAGCCAUCAGUCCGAGCUGGCAGUUAUGGAUGGGGAAAGUAAAGAAACCGAGAGCAUGAUCUCGGAGGAAACGACUCCGGCCUCGCAACUGUUUCCGGAGGAGCCGGAUUUCGGAGGAAAGCUUUCCGAGGGGGAAAGCGGUGAGGUUGGGCUGGAGUUGACGUUGGGGGUUCGGUCGGCGAUUUCACGUGCGUGUCACGUGGUGGUGCCGGUGAAAAAACGGAAAUUGGAGGCAUACGACACGAGUGAGAAUGAUCGCACGUGUAUAGUACAGCUGGGGCUUGCUUAUCCGGCUUAAAAGAUAUCCUCCCUACUUUUAUGUAGAGUUUGGUCCAGUUUUAGCGGCUCGGUUUAGGCUUCUUUUUAAUCUCAUACAUAGAAGAGUUCUUUUUUGCCCUUUUAUAAAUAAAAAAUGUGAGAUGUACAAAUGUUAGGUUACAUGAAUACAAAUUGUACAUUUAUUUA